Messenger RNA from Apus apus (common swift), 4564 nucleotides. It is a transcript of the gene TMOD2, whose product is annotated as tropomodulin 2. Gene Ontology annotation, biological process: muscle contraction; pointed-end actin filament capping; myofibril assembly. Gene Ontology annotation, cellular component: myofibril; striated muscle thin filament. NCBI's taxonomy places the organism in Eukaryota, Metazoa, Chordata, Aves, Apodiformes, Apodidae. The record is from RefSeq and is a predicted model, not a curated record. The transcript is spliced from 10 exons. Gene Ontology annotation, molecular function: tropomyosin binding. Bases 131 to 1183 code for a protein of 350 amino acids.
CCGGGCGCGGAGGGGCGCGGAGGCGGCGGGACCGGCCUCACGGCGGGAGAGUGAAGUCACAGGCAGCUCCGUCCUCCUGGAAGGUUGAAACCUUGAAGAGCAGCAUCAGCCAAGCAGCACAGCAGAAGCCAUGUCACUGCCCUUCAGAAAAGAGCUGGAGAAAUAUAAGAAUAUCAAUGAAGAUGAAAUACUCAGCAAACUCUCAGAGGAUGAACUGAAACAGCUAGAGCACGUUCUCGAUGACCUUGAUCCUGAGAACGCUUUGCUUCCAGCGGGGUUUCGGCAGAAGGACCAGACCACCAAAGCUGCCACGGGCCCCUUUGACAGAGAACGCCUGCUCUCGUACUUGGAGAAGCAGGCACUUGAGCAUAAAGACAGAGAAGACUUUGUACCAUUUACAGGGGAAAAGAAAGGAAAAAUAUUUAUCCCUAAAGAAAAGCCCAUAGAAACCCGUACAGAAGAGAAAGUGACCCUGGAUCCAGAACUAGAAGAAGCCCUGGCCAGUGCUUCAGAUACAGAGCUCUAUGACCUUGCAGCUGUCCUUGGAGUGCACAACAUGGUCAACAACCCAAAAUUUGAUGAAGGAGCCCGCAGUAAAGAUGGAAAAGGAACUGUGAGAAAUGUGGUGAAAGGUGAAAAGGUCAAGCCUAUCUUUGAGGAGCCACCUAAUCCGACCAACGUGGAAGCAAGUUUACAGAGGAUAAAAGCAAAUGAUCCUAGUCUCACAGAAAUUAAUCUCAAUAACAUAAAGAAUAUUCCUAUUCCAACACUGAAGGAAUUUGCAAAAGCUUUGGAAAGCAACACACAUGUGAAGACAUUCAGCCUUGCAGCUACUCGAAGCAAUGACCCUGUAGCUAUUGCAUUUGCAGAUAUGUUGAAAGUGAACAAAACACUGAAGAGUCUGAACGUAGAAUCUAACUUCAUCACUGGGACGGGUAUCUUGGCACUGAUUGAUGCACUGAAAGAGAAUGAAUCCCUGACAGAGAUUAAAAUUGACAACCAGAGGCAGCAGCUGGGGACAGCUGUAGAAAUGGAGAUUGCCAAGAUGCUGGAGGAGAACUCCAAGAUUCUGAAGUUUGGAUACCAGUUCACAAAGCAAGGUCCAAGAACCAGGGUUGCAGCAGCUAUCACUAAAAACAAUGAUUUGGUUCGUAAAAAGCGGGUGGAAGGAGAACGGCAGUAACCACAGCACAGAGGAGGCAAGGCAAGAUUGGAGGCCACCAGCUGCAAUCUCAGAUUCUUCACUGGUCAGAAGGGAAGGCACUGGAAAACCAUUGCAGUGGGAGUUGCUCAUUUCUGUUGAUGUCACCUUUUAACCUUGAAAACAGCCUGUUCAUUUUGAACUUUCACAGUUAAUUUAAUUUUUACAAGAGAGAGUUACAGCUGGUUUGAUUUUCCUGAAAAAUGUUUUGCAGUAUCUGAAGCCAAGACGCAGAAUCUUAACUGUGUUACUGAGCAUAUAGUGACUCUGACCCCUACUUUAGACACUUUUUGAUAUGCUAAAAUAAGGAUAAGGGAUUCUCUGCCGAAAACAGAAGUUGUAGAGUCAAAGUUCUGCAAUGCCUUAUGUUUGUAAAUAAUCAUUACUUAUGUGUAUAGUCCUGCUGAACCAAAUCCUGCAACAGAUGCUCCUAGGAGUAGAACUAGUAAGGCCAGUACAGGUUUGCAGGAUCACACCCUUGAGCCUCUUUCCUGCAGAAGGAUCUGGGCAGCUGGAGCCACAUAGCAGCAGCACCCUUCUACCUUCUUGGGUCUCCACCCAUCCAGGUCCAAGUACAGGAUCAUGCCUAGACACAAAUAUUGUCAAAUCCUACUUGUUUACAUAAGCUUAUGUUUAGGUGAAUCAUUUUGCAAUAUUACAAUUUGUUAUCCUUACUCCUUGUUGUAAAGUAAUAUUAGUGCUGCCGAUCCUAGACUUCAAAUGCUUUGGGUUUUUUUCUAGGCCAACAAAUUUUAUUUUGCUACUAGAAUGCACAGUUUACAGCUAUUAACCUAAACAAGUAUUCUGAGCAAUAUUUGUUUUGCUUUGAGCCAUGUGUUUGACUUUUUUAUUUCUGGUAUUUAUGUACAUUUGUUAGUAUUAUAGAACUGUUCUCAGGACCUUUUAGGUAAAGGUUAAACAGUUAAUCCAGAAGAGCAGCUGUGCCACCAGGGAAAAAAAAAACCCACAACAAAAAUCCCACAACAUUAAAAAGGUAGUUGUGACAGCUACAUGACUUUAUAAGCUCCAGUUCAGGUAUGUCCCUGUAUCACAAGGCACUUAGGUGUCCAUGUUAGUGCUUAGCUGAGUAAGGGCAGAUGUAAGCACAUGCACAAACACUUUUCUAAAGCCAGGCCUUAACUCAGAUGGUGGAGAGAAUCUUAACCCAGUGGAAAACACCCAUGAAGCAGCUGCUAACUCCAACGCUCAACUACAUCAAAAUUUUAGUAAGAAUUCAGUCUGAUGUUUUGUGUAUUUUACAGUGUAAAGCUAUUCUCUACUACUGCUUUAUCACUGCCAAGUGUUGUCUCUGACUAAGAGCCAGAGGGUCACUGAGGUUACACUAGGCAUGCUGUGAGAGCCAGGGCAGAUCAGGGGAAGGUGAGUCACACAUACCAAUGCUCACAGAAAGCUGCAGAAAUUAACCCGGGGCAAGCGCUGCUACCCAGGGAACAGAAGCAUCUCCAGGUCUUCAGGACACCAAGGAUGAAGCACUGCUUCCUUCACCCAGGUGAUAGGACAACACUGGAAGUCACAUACCAGUUGGUACAUUUGACAUACUUUCCUGAGUGAUGCUUUUGUGACCAGAGCUAGAGUGCAAGCUAACAGGAUGAAACCCCCCCCCUGUGCCUUUUACAAUGGAAAUGAGUAGGUCCAAGGCAACAUGCUUCCUGUUGGACACUGGUCUUCAUACUGGGGUCCAAACCAAAUAAUGUACACUUAUACCCCACUUAAAAUAGUUUGCUGAAGUGGUCUGCUAAGCUGGGAUCUGAAAUGCAGAAUCUGCAGUUUACUUCCCUGGAGAUCUCCCAGUCUCUGCAAUUUCCACCUCAUUUCCAUUCCUCAAAAUAAGGCCAAAAUCUUUGAUUUACAAGUAAAAAAACCCAACACCCAGGGAAGUCUUGCUGAGAUUUCCCCUAGAUCCAUGCAGCAUUUGCUGUGAAAAAUGUUGAUAUCCUAUAAAAUAAACCUCCAUAACACAGUCAUAAUUCUGUAUGGGCUUAAACAAACAGUGCUUAAAAAAAACAUAUGGGCUACCAGGGGUAUAUUGGGCUUUGCAGCAUCAAGCCUCAUGAGUAGAAAGAAUCCUCAUGCCCAGAACCAAAAGACUGUGAUUGCUGAUAAACUUCAGUGAUUAGAAUCACACAGCCCGUUUUCUUCUUUUCCUUUAAUACAACUAAGGGAAUCCAAACUACCAGUCUUUUUUUUAAAAUAAAUUUUGAAGAUUUUAUUGGUUACUUUUUUUGAAAGGGCAGUACACACAUGUUUAAGGGAAACAAGUGCAAUCCAUUUCUAGUCUUAAUUGCCAUUUGAAGUGUUGGUAUUUGCAUGCAGCAGUUUUACAAGGAUGGAUUGUUCUGGCUGCUUCAUGAUGUCUUCAGCAUGUCACCCUGUAUAGCUUUGCUCAGGGCCACACAAGUGGUUAUAUAGUCAGGGGCCAUUCAUGUCAGCUAGAGUUUGCACCAUGGACCAAGGUACCUGGCUGGGGAAGGCCCUGUGGGCUCUGUCCCUUCGUCUGCCACACUCUUUGCACAGACAUUUCCUCUGAAGAGAGGAUUCCUCAGGCACUCAAGAGUAUAAUCUCAACCACCAGCCCCACCACACUAGCAGUCAGAGCCUGGAGCUGUGCACCCCAUGGCAGGGACCUUGGAGGCUCCUUCCAGCACGUGCAAGGAGAACCCCUAAUCCCCUGGCCAUUUUCUCCAGGCAGCUGCUGCCAGCUCCUACUACAGGGCUCAGUGACCAAGGACAUCUUUGUCCUGCCUCUUCUGUGCGCUCCACACAGGGGCAUGGUUGUCACCUAGCCCUGAGCAUCACAAGUCAAACACUGCAACAGUAUAAAGAUCUGUUGGAUGCAACAGCAGCACAUGAUGGUGAUGCCUGACAACAGAUUUUCAUAUUAAUACAGAAUUAUUUAGCUGCUUAAAAAUCUCUGCAACUAACAAGAAGGGGGGGGCACAGGAUGUGAAUAGUUAUUUUAAAUGCUACUAUCAAGCAACAUCUGGCAUACUCAAUGCUGAAUGGGGAACAUGGACAGAAGAGUCCUUUUUUCUUAAGCAAACAUUCAAGAGUAACUGUAUUUUUGCACAUUGCUUCUCGUGUUGACAGCUUCAGUUUGGUUUGUAUUUUUAUACAGUUUUUUUCAUGGAAAAGCUCAACUUUGUGUGUGUCCUAACAUAAGUGUGAAUUGUAGUGUGCACUAAGGACCAUAUGUGUACAUGUAUAACUCAAAGAUGUUAUUUCUGAAACAAAAGUAAUUGCAUGUGCAGAGGGGUGCAUAUUACUCAAGAGGAAGGGAAUUACCACGCUAUGUAACAGUGACUCCCCAGCUUGUGGUUUUUCUAAAUAAAUCUUCAUACAGGA